AUAUUUAGCAUUAUAUAAACUUACUUUGUUUUAAAUAAAACUACAAAGUCUAAUAGAUAUAAAUAUAAAAUUAUAUUUUUAAUAAAAUAUCCUAAGUGUUAGUACAACAUAAAUCAACUAUAUACAACGAUGUCAACAUACUAAUCAUAUUCUGAAACUUAAUUAUUAUCAUGUAUUUAAAAAAAAUAUAUAAUUGCUUAUUUGGAUAAUAUGGUUUCUUUGGUCUUUAAAUAUAAUAAUAUUUUAUGAUACAAAUAUUUAUAUUUAUAAACAGUAAAAAUUAGUAUCAGGAUAUUUCUUACCUAAUUUAAAGUUUUUUGUUAUAAUGAAUUAAAUUUUUUUAUCUUAUAGUAAUUCUAAGAAAAUAUAUAAAAGAACAAAGAGUGCUACAGAAUUCAAAAAACAUAUAAAAGAGAAAAAGUUCCAUAAUUUCAGUUUGAACAUAAUCGACUAUAUAUUUGUAACAAAUCAUCAUACUUGCUAUUAAAGUCGAAGCAAAACAAAAAUAAGUAUACUUAAAUUAUUUUUUGUCAUUUGCUAAUCCAUCCGUAAGGCGGUUAAACUUUAGUUUUAAAUAAUUAAUAUGUAUGGGUACGUGAUUAGAUCAAAUUUUUAUUUUUGGAAGUAAAGGCAAAUUAAAAAAAAAAAAUAUCGAGGAAUAAAAUAGUUUUAAGUUUUGACAACUGAGACCCGUUAAUGCCCUACCUGAUGACCCCCAUGAUGCUACGGAAAGGUAUACCGUAUCCGUAAACGUCAUGCAAAUAAAACCUCCAAUCAUAAACAGACCAACUGGGCUUGAUUUGCAAUUUUGGUUAUUGCGUGCCAAAAUUUUAACUUCAAAGAGUUUUGGAACGAAAUACAGACAAUGUUUUUUUCCAUGUGAAAUCUUCACUUGCACAGUUAUACGAAUGAUUGGCACAUGGUGAUAAUUCAAAGUCCUAUUCUUUUGCCUUUUAAAACGUAAAUAUUUACUUGAAAUUAUGAAUAAUUAGUUAUUUCAACAUGCAUCACCAUACGACCGGCCACCGUGUGCUACAUUUGAUUUUUUUUUGAAAACUAAUUACAUAAAUUCUAUUAAAUUCUGAAAUUAUGAUGACUUGAUAGAUAUAAAAAUUUGGAAAUCGAUCUGUCAAAUUUUGGAAAACUAAUUACAUAAAUUCUAUUAAAUUUGGUUAAAGCUUUUUUAAAAACCAUGUAAUAUAUCUAAUAUUCCUCAAUACAUGUAUAUAUAUAUAUAUAUAUUUUUUUUUGUAAACUCAAUACAUGUAUAUAUACUUGUAUAGUUUUUACGUUUUUAGCAAGGAAAAAGAUUCAGAAGAAUAUUAUUUAGGGUUUGUGCGUUUCAAGGUUACUGCGACUUGGGAACGCGACCUGCGAUCUGUGCAGCGACUAACGCAAAUUGUAACUUUUUGUUUAUUUACUAUUGCGCAACUGCUCGUCCUAUUAGUCACAAGUCCCUAUUUCAUAUCGCUAAAAAGGUGAGUAAAAAUCAAAAUUUCCGUUGAUCUAAGACUGGUUAUCAGAUCUUGCGACAAUCAAACGGAUAAUAUUUAGUUGCAUCAACCUCGAAACGAACAAGCCUUUUUUUUUUUUUUGAACAACCGAAACGAACAGACCAUUAGUCAAAUUUGGUUUGCAAAUCUAUUGUACUUUUGUGCCUGUAUGAAACCUAUUUGUACUUUUGCAAUUUAUAGUGAUACUAUUAGAACGUCAUUCUGAGAUGGAACAUUCUUUAAGAAUCGACCGACAUGUACAUUGUUGUAUAUUAAUGCAACUUUGAUUUUUUAAAACAUGGUUAUACUACGGGAUCCAUUCAUUUUAUAUGCAUAUAUAUAGCUAGUAUGUAUCUCCGUGACACCGAUAUUCUAAAGUAAUCGAUAUAUACAGAUUUUUUCGGGAAUAGGUUUUUUAAGGCGUAGUAUUGUUUUAGUAGUUCAGAAAAUAGUAUAUAACAGACUAACAGAGUAUGUAAAUAGAUUAGUCGGUUUAGUAUCCGGUUUAAUAUUCUGUUAGAUGGUUUAAUAGUUUGUUACACACUAAGCUCAGUAUAAGAGGUGUGAUCAAUGUAAACUGUCAUUUUUAAUCAGAAAUUAAACAUAUACUAGAUUUUGACCCGCGCUUCGAAAACGCGGAUUAUUUUGGAUUAUAAUUUUUUUGAAAUAAAAAAGUAGAUUCUAACUAUUAUAUAUUAUUUAAAAGUUGUAUUAUAUUGAAGAAGAAUUUUUUUAAAAAAUUAUAUAAUUUAUGAAUUUGUUUGUUUGAGAUUUUGUAUGUAUACACUUUUAUGUAAUUCUCUCUUAUGCUUGAGCAUUUUAAUCAGAACCAAAAACUGAACCGAAACCGACUAAAAAAAUAUACAGAUUUGGGUCUGGUCCGGGUCCAGAGCAAUAACUAUUGGAUAUUUUUUUGGACCCGCAAGUGUUUGUCGAGUCCAUGUCUUACCCGAGACCCGAUCGUGUAUCCAAAAAUAUCCAAAAUAUUUUGUGUACAUUAGUUAUAUUUGAGAUUUUCAACGAAUAAUUUUAGUUAUCAGGUUUGUAUUUUCGGUUAUAGUUUCGGGUUUCAGGUACAAUUUCAAAAUUUAAAAUAUAAUAUUGGGUAUUUUUUGGUUUCUCGGAUCAGAUUUCAUGUAAAAUUUUGGAUCUUUUUGGAUAUUUGAAUAUUUUGGAUAUUUGCUUGAGUAUUCGGGUAUGUCUUUGUGUUGUGUGUUUUUUGGUUUUUCAAAUAUUUUUUGGAUUUGGGGUAUUUCAAGUCUUUUUCGGGUAUUAGAUAUCCAAACCGAUCUGGACCCGUUAUGUAUCCAAAAAGUACAUGUGUUUCAUAUGUAUUUGAAUUAUGGAUUUGUACCGGAAAGGAACCAACCCGAACCUAAAAUUUUCAAAAUUAGGUCUAAAUACAUAAAUUAUUAUAUGAAUAUGUCUGAAUAUAAUUUUGGUUUUGGUGAUGUAUUGGUCAUCGUUUAUAAUAUAGACAGUAUGAUUCACAUGAAUUAAUAGUACUUGGUAAAAUAAAGGUAAUACAAAAUAAAAAUGAUAUUCUAAAUAUAUUAUCGUAGAUUUUUAUAGAUAAUAUUCUAAGGAUAUUAAUGAUACUCUAGAUCAGAAUCUUACAUAUAGGAGCUAAUACAUUAUUAGGAGAUAUUUAGAAAGAUUAUUUAGUUGGUCUAGGUAAAUUAAUGAAAUAGUCCAAACAAUAUUUUUAAGUAGAUUUAUUAAAACUCCUUCUCUUUUAAUAGUAUUGAUUCAUCUUCUCUAACAAUAUAUUUGAUUUUACAUCUGUGUGGUUUAUUAAUAUAUACUACUUUGGUAUCAAAAGAUUAGUACAUUGUUACCAUUACUCUGAUACAAGUCUCCUAACAUGUUUUUAGCACACAAAAAAAGUUUCCUAACAUGUUAAAAUAGCAAUUUAUUGUUGCUGACAGUAUCCAACAUAAGAAACUUUUAAUAUGCAACACGCAAUACAAUGAUGUGUGAUUAAACACGUAAGAAAUUAGAAUCUCAGGAUGCUCUUAGGUUCGCAACAAUCUGUAUUUUGUAUACUCUACAAUAUUUAAAUCUCAGAUAUAACUUUGAUUCUGUAGAAGUUUUUAUUUAUUUGCCGCAUAAUUUAUUGAUAGAAGUCACGGACAACAUUCUGAUAUUUUUUAAUUAAAAACAAAAAAUCUAGCGAGCUGUGAAUUCCGUCGUCUGGAAGACCAAAUUGCUCAAUGGUCCUUAAAAAUAUUCGUUUUGGAAACAUGCAUUUAUAAAAUAAAAUACAUUGUUUGUCUCUUUUGUGAAUUCAUUAAUUUGGUCUUUCUAAUUAUCGUACCGUCCCAUUCUCAAUUCGAUCAGUCGAUCUGUAACGCCAUAUUUUGAAACCCUAAAUAUAUUUAUUAUUAUCCUUGAAUUAUUUGUAAGAGAAUUCACCUAAACCGAAACACUCUUAUUAAGACAACUAUAAAUAAAUAAAUAAAUAUAUAUAUAUAUAUAAUAUUAUUUGAGAAAUCAGGUUCUUAUAUGUCACGAUCACGUUAAUUUUUACCAUGUUUAAUUACAUAAGAAUCUUUAAUGACUAAAAUAUUAUAUUUUAUUGGCAUUAUGAAAAAUUAUUUAAUAAAUUAUGUAAUUUUUUUACAAAAUUUUUUAAUUUCUUUUUGUUUAUAUUUUUCAAAUAAAAUGUAUAAUAAAAAGAAAUAUUCAUAUAAUAAAAACAAAAAUUAUAUUUACAAAAAGGAAAGAAAAAAUAUUUUAUGAAAAUAUUUUUUUAUAUAUAAUGUGAUUUUAUAAAAAGGAAAGUUCACAAAAAAACAGUUUUGAUGUUAAAAAAUAAACAUAUCUUUAAAACAUAAUACUAAACAGCAUAAUACAUGUUUUAAAAUUGAUGAAAUUUUUAUAUUUAUAUCAAUCUUUUUUCUCAGAUUAUUAAAAAAAGUAAUUUAAAUAGCAUAUACUAAAAUAUCAUUGAGGAACUUAAAAAUAUUUUAUAUUUUCUAAUAUUGAGAUGUUUAUUAAUUUUUGUAUAAUUUCUUUUGGUUAUAUUUUUAAUUUUUCACAUUCAUUAAUUAAACUAUAUAUAGAGAAAUUUACAGACUUUAGUCAAACCUAAUAUACCACUAAAAUUUAUUUAAGGCUUAAUAGUUUUAUAUAUUUAUACAACAUAAUAUACCUCUAUUAAGAAUGCAUAAACCAGUAGGAAUUUUUAUGCUUAAGGUUAUUUAUAAUAAUUUUUAAUUUAUAUUUUAUACAUCUUAAGUAUAAAGUUACUUAGAAUUUUACAAUAAAAAUAUUUUGUAAAUAUUAAUAUCCGUUCAUGAGUUUUCAUAAAUUUUAUAGGUAAUGUUUGUCUAUAAAACUUGGUACCUAUCAUCAUUUCAGUUUUUAUACUAUUUUUGCAAAUCAACAAAUGUCAAAUUAUACAAAAGAAUUUUAAAAAGUACAUACACAUAUUUAAUAGGAACUGAACUAAUGUAGUUUAACUAGAAUCAAAAGUAAUUGUGUUUUGAUUUGAGGAAAUAUGUGUAACUUAAUAUAACCCACAAAAUGAGUAAUUAAAAUAUCUAACUUUUUAUGUUCAUAAUCAUAAGUCUCAAUGCAAAAUAACUAAAAAAAAUAUCAAUUUUUUUUAUCUAUUUUAACAUAAAAAAUAUAGUUAUACUUUAAUAAGUAAAUACAUUUUAACAUAUCCAAGUAGUAACCAAAUUGACUAAAUGUUAAAUAUCCAAACUACAUGUUUAUUUAAAAUAAAAUAAUAUUAUAUAAAAAUAAAUCAUACAUACAAAUUACAAAAUAAUAAAAAUUAAAACAUUAAAAAAUUAAUAUAUUUAUUUAGAAACAUUUAUAUCCGUGCAUGAGCUACUAUAUAUAUAUAUAGAAAAAAUUUCGUUGUGCUGGUGCCCGUGAUGGAUCGAUGGAUUUAAAUAAAUAAAGCUCAAUUCAAAUUUAAGAUAUUUAAAGAGCAUAUUUCAAUUUUUGUUUACACUUUUCUGAACAGAUGGUUCGAAUAAUAUUUUUGGUUGGCACCAAUUUGAUUAAUAGCUACGAUUAACAGCACUGGUACGUAUUGUUUAUUUCGGUAGCUAUAAAUUAUCUUAACUUUUCUUAGUUGGCUAUAGCGGUCUACUCUGGGUGUAAAGUUAGAUAUAUUAGGUUUCUUUGUCAUUUUCUUAUAUAUCAUAAUUCGUUGAACGUUUUUCUUUCACAAAUAGCAAUAUACAAAUUACAAUAUAUAGGAUUAUACAAUAUAAUCCGUAACAGAAAACGUACAUAAACAGAGUUUCCUUGCAACAUGGUAAGCUUCGAAAACUUGCAUUCACAAUAUGCAAAACAAUUGCACAAUGACUGAGAGCUUAUCUAGAUGCACUAGUUCCUUUAUUAAAGACUUAUAGUUACAUAUCGAUAUCGUAAAUUAGAUUAAGGUUAAUAUGUCAUGCAUUCGUCAUGCUAGAACAAACAAGGAGGCAAUGAAAAUAAUAGAAUAGAACAAGGGUCUUGACUCUUCCAUAUACAAAAAAUGGGCAUGUUUAAGACAUUAUGUGAAUGUGUAAAAGGCAAAAAAAAAGACGGGGAAGAAGUCAGAGAUGAGGAAGGUGAGAUGGGAAAAGAGUACAGUGGGAUAAAUAAGAUGAAUCCAUACAACAACUUGGCUAUUUCAGAUUCAGACACAAUACUUCUCCUCAUAGACAUUGAUAGAGUGAUGGAGAGAGGCUUUGUCUCUUUGUUGUCCCUACUAUUUAAAGUCAACCAAGUCUCCUCUUGAUCCCAUAACUUCUCAAUGUUUUGGGCAUUUGGCAGGUAAAUAAUUUCAGAAAACAUACUCAUUAUAUUUUAUAGCCAUAAAAAUAAAAAGAUAAAAAUACCCCAUAUAUUAGUUCAAAGAUUUUUUUGUAAAAUUAAAUAUUUCAAGUGAUAGUAUCUUGGAAAUACUGAGAACUUCUUAAAAUGAUUGUUUAGAAAGGCAAUAUUCAAUAGAACCAGACCAGUGUAGGUCCUUCAGUAGGCUAUCCACCUACCGUUUUCUACUCAUGUUCGAUCUCCAAUUGUAAGCUACCUCCAGUGUAAUCCAAUUUUGUUUUUCUUCUCUCUCUUUUUUUGCCUACAGACCAUUCUGUUUCCUUUAUUUAACUAGUUUACUCACCAAACUUUGUGUUUGAUAUCCACUCUGUUAUUAGUAAUAAGUUUUUGUUUAGUUUUCCCCUAUCUAAAUAGCCAUCUAUAUUAAAAUUAUUGCAUGUAACAAUUGUGAAUCACUAUAUUUUGCUGAGUGAAGAAAUUCACUGUCCAAAAUUCACAUAAUGAGCUACAAAAAUUAGAGGUAAAAUGAAUAAAAAUAAGCCUGGUUAGUUAGGGUCGGAUAUCUCUGCUACUCUGUAAUAGCUAUUUUAAUUUGCUGUUCAGUCUGAUUCUAAAAUUGAAUAACAGCAAGGUUAUGAAGUUAACAUUUUUACCAAUAUUCGUUAGGUACAAAAAAAUUACAAAUUUGUAAAAAAAGUUCACAUGGAUAUUCGCUUUGCUUUCGAUAUAUACAUAUGUAUAAUAGUUUAAAAAAAUCUGUGGAAUAUUGUUUUGAUGAUAUUAUCAAAUGGCUGAAGAUACGGGAAUCUAAGACUUGAGUUGAAGUAGAAGUAAAGAACAAGAGGAAAAUAACAGAAGAUACAACUCAAGUCCAAGAGAUGCGUCAACAUAGAACUAAAGACAUCAAAUAUAAAACGCGUAUCAAUACAAAUUCAACUCCAAUUAUUUUGGCCAUAACUUAAAUGGCUAGGCAUAAUAAAUAGAUAGAUAUUUUGGAACUAAUAGGACGCUACAAGUCCUCCAUCACAUUUUUGGAUUUUCUAUAACUAACUCUAUUAUUUGAGUUCUUAUUACUAUGAUUUGGUAAGAAGUUUGUGUUGUUUAUUUGGACUGUGUCAGUUCAAGGUUUUGAAUGGUUAUACUAAUGCUUGUUGAUUUUAUCUGUUAAUAACUUUUUUUUUAUUACUGUGAUUUUUUUCUAUGGGGCUUUUUUUUUUUUUGGAACUCCUUUUUUUUUUUUCUAUGGGGUUUAUUUGCCAAAUAACCAAACAAAAUGGAAAAUUAGAUUUUGGGAGAAAGAGUAGAGAGAGAUAGGAAGAAAAAAUAGGAAAGAGAGGGGAGAGUUUUAGUUAGUUAGUGUAUUUAUGUUUUUUUGUUGUAUAUAGGGUGUUGGUGCAAUUUCCCUUUAAAUUUUUUUUUUUUUUUGACAAAAUUUCCCUUUAAAAUUUUGAAUGAUUAGCAAAAAACAAUUUUGAUCUCUAGCAGGUUAUUCAGCUACGUUGAGUACAUUCCUCAAACCUGAAAUGUUCAUAGCAUAUCUUUUCAAAAUUCAUUUUCGUGGGUGCAAUUUAUAUGUGGUUAGUGAGUUUAUUUGGAGUAAAUAUCUCAAAAAUUCAGGUAUAUAGCACUUUUUUCUCGUUAUAAACAUAUUUUUUUCUGAAAUGAGUUUGCGUUAUUGUCGUGAAUUGGUGCUUUGGCUACGCGACAUGUUUUUAACGUCGUUUCUAUGGUCAUAUGACAUGAGAAUUAGUGCUUAAGUGCUUUGGCUAAACAAUGUUUCAUGAGUGCAAUUUAUAUAAACUUUAUGCAUAGUAAAUAACUUGUGAUCAAAUGAGCCCCUGGAUGGGUAGAAAAAGACAGCGUUAAGAGUCGGUCAAACAAGUGAUCAAAGUCUACAAGACAACUAGAAUCCAAGAAUUCAGUAAUUAAAUGCAUUGAGCAUUUUUUUCAAGUCGCGUGUCCAGUUGAAAAGUGGAAAAAUGUUUUCUGGAAUUCUCGAUUCUAAGGAAAGGUAAAAUUUGGAAAGUAAGUAAAGUCAAAGCGAUUAACCGGUGAGAUAAUCAAUUCCAAGGAAGCCAUGCCAUUGUUGGGUCUACUCGUAUAGAAUUGUUUUGGAAAGUGUUUCCUAGGUUGAAUCUUAGUAAGAUAUAAUCCCAAGUAUGAACAUGUCGGUAUGAGAAUGGGGUGAUCUAAGGUGUGAUCUGAGCAAUGCUUCAUCUAUGACGUGAUUGGAGCCUAUUAGAGUUGAUCCACGGCAACUACAAAAUAUGUCUUGACGAUCCAAACAGGCCAUUAGUGAAAUUUGCCUUGAAGGCUUGAACCAUGUAGUAUUAGGUGCCUUAAACUUCUGAUUUUUUUAGGCCUAACGUUGGCAUACAUGUAUAACGUUUACCUGGUUAAACUACAGAAUUUAUUUUUUGUUACAUCGUUAAACUGUAGACAUUUUUACUCGUACUCGAUAGUUCAGUAUUGUUUGUAUCAUUGUGUAGAAUAAGUCAAGAUAUUUGUGAACCAUAUGAAUAAGUAGGACGACUCACAAUUAUGUAUUUGUUCUUUUUUGGUCUUUGCUUAAACAAAGCUUUGACUGUUUACCAAAGAAAAUAUAAUUUUAUUUAAUUACCUUGUUUAUGGUCAAAAUUCAUCUUUUUUUUUUGGUAAAAAAUUAAAUUUAUUAUAUUCAUCAAAAAGGAGUCAUACAUUCAUCAGUUCUUUCUUUUCAGAUUUUUUUACUAUUUAAGCGAUUUAUUAUUCAAAAUUCAUUAAUUAACUACCAAUUUCAACCAUAAAGUCUUCUCUCAUUAAUUAUUUGUAGUCAAACUUAACUCAAUUAUAAUUGCAUUGUACCCAAUGGAAUAUCGUAGAAAAAUCUAGUCAAGUAAAAUGUAUUGAGAUUAAUAAAUUUCGGAACUUUUUCGGAUUUAGAAGGAAAAAUAGAAGUGUCAAAGAAAUUGAACUACGUCAAAGUCACUUGAUUCAAGAAGAAGGAUAAACCAAUUAAAUUCCGUAAGAACAGAAAACAAAUAAAUAAAACAGGAAAUAAUGUCAUCUAAGUAACACGUGAACAGAAACUCAUGCUAAUUAAUUUUCUUACUUAGUCUCUUGACCGAAAAAUAUUCAUCUCCAAGUUUUUAAAAAUAAUUAAAAAAAAUUACUCCUCCUUCCUCAUUUCACUAUAAAUACAACACCAUCCUCUCGUCUCCUUCAUCACCAAAAAAAAAACACAACCUUCUGUACCAAAAAAAAAACAGAGAGAAAAGACAGAAAACCAAAAAAAAAAAGAAGAAAAAAGAAAAAUAAACAAAUUUUCUUUUAUCUUUUUUUUUCUUCUAUAACAUUUGCACUUUCUCUUGUUGUGUUGUAUGAAAAUGGGAGCUAAAGAUACGGCGGCGCUAGAGACACAGUCCAUCGAGGAAGAUUUCGACCAGCCAUCUCCUCUCCGUAAGAUCAUCUCCGUCGCUUCCAUCGCCGCCGGUGUACAGUUCGGGUGGGCCCUGCAGCUCUCUCUCCUCACUCCUUACGUACAACUUCUCGGUAUCCCUCACAAAUGGUCCUCCCUCAUCUGGCUAUGCGGUCCCAUCUCCGGCAUGAUUGUUCAACCCAUCGUAGGUUACUACAGCGACAGGUGCACGUCGAGAUUCGGUCGCCGUCGUCCCUUCAUCGCCUCCGGAGCCGCCUUGGUCGCCGUCGCCGUGUUCUUGAUCGGUUACGCCGCCGACAUCGGGUACAAAAUGGGUGACAAGCUCGAGCAAACGCCGAGGGUUCGAGCCAUAGGGGUCUUUGCUCUCGGGUUCUGGAUCCUCGACGUUGCCAACAACACUCUCCAAGGCCCUUGCCGCGCUUUUCUAGCCGACUUAGCCGCGGGAGACGCUAAAAGAACGCGAGUCGCAAACGCGGUUUUCUCCUUCUUUAUGGCGGUUGGAAACGUUUUGGGAUACGCGGCUGGUUCAUACACGAACCUACACAAAAUGUUCCCGUUCGCGAUGACGAACGCUUGCGAUAUAUACUGCGCGAAUCUCAAGAGCUGUUUCUUCUUGUCCAUCACGCUCCUCCUCAUCGUCACCGUCACGUCUCUUUGGUACGUUAAAGAUAAACAAUGGUCUCCUCCGCCGGUUAACCCCGGUGAGGAGAAGACUAAGACUGUUCCUUUCUUUGGAGAAAUCUUUGGAGCGUUUAAAGUCAUGGAACGUCCCAUGUGGAUGCUUUUGAUCGUCACGGCUCUUAACUGGAUCGCAUGGUUCCCGUUUCUUUUGUUCGAUACUGAUUGGAUGGGACGUGAAGUGUACGGUGGAAGCUCACAAGGAGACGAUAGAAUGAAGAAGCUGUACAACGAAGGAGUGCACUCUGGUGCGUUGGGACUUAUGUUUAACUCUAUUGUUCUUGGUUUCAUGUCACUUGGUGUUGAGUGGAUUGGUCGGAAAGUGGGUGGUGCUAAACGGCUUUGGGGGAUUGUGAACUUCAUUCUUGCUGUUGGUUUGGCCAUGACGGUUCUUGUUACAAAGUUGGCGGCGGAUUACCGGAAAAUAGCAGGUCCUUAUGCCGGACCGUCGCCCGGUAUUAGAGCUGGAGCGUUGAGUCUCUUUGCUGUUCUUGGUAUACCAUUGGCUAUUACUUUCAGUAUUCCGUUUGCACUAGCCUCCAUAUUUUCAAGCAGUUCCGGCGCCGGCCAAGGGCUUUCUUUAGGAGUUUUAAAUUUGGCGAUUGUGAUACCACAAAUGAUAGUAUCACUAGGAGGAGGACCUUUCGACGCGCUCUUUGGCGGUGGAAACCUACCGGCGUUUAUACUGGGAGCAAUUGCAGCGGCGAUCAGUGGAGUAUUAGCGUUUACCGUUUUACCUUCACCGCCUCCGGACGCACCUGCCUCUUCAGGAGCCAUGGGAUUCCAUUAGUUUUACUUCUUAUGUUUUAAUUUUCUUAUAAACCUCAUCAUCAAAUACAGCAGUAUACUUCAAAAUUGCAAAACCCAAAAAAAAAAACAAAAAAAAUAAUGCAUAAUAACCUUGGGUUUUCUGUAUUUCACUCUUCCGUUUAGUUUCUUUUUCUUGUUAUCGAUUAUCAAUUUAAAAUAGAUUGUGUUUUCUUUUUAA
Molecule: messenger RNA, 11356 nt
Organism: Brassica rapa (field mustard)
Lineage: Eukaryota; Viridiplantae; Streptophyta; Magnoliopsida; Brassicales; Brassicaceae
Product: sucrose transport protein SUC1
Biological process (GO): sucrose transport
Cellular component (GO): plasma membrane; vacuole
Molecular function (GO): sucrose:proton symporter activity
Source: RefSeq, a predicted model, not a curated record